Molecule: messenger RNA, 7343 nt
Organism: Poecilia reticulata (guppy)
Lineage: Eukaryota; Metazoa; Chordata; Actinopteri; Cyprinodontiformes; Poeciliidae
Source: RefSeq, a predicted model, not a curated record
GAUGAGUGAUGUCCGACUGUCUGCAGCUCCUCCGUCUCUCUGUGAGKUCACAGCUUCACCCACAGGAUGUGGUUUCCAUAGCAACGAACCUCCAGCUUUCAUCCUGCCGCCUCGAAACGUCAGGGUCAGCCUGGGGGGAGACGCCCGACUGGAGGGGAAGGUCAGAGGUCAACCGGAGCCGCAGGUCACAUGGUACAGAGAYGGGAAGGCUGUGAUUGGAGGAGGCCGCUGCUCAGUGGAGCGAGGUGGGCGUGGCACUUUCAGCCUCCUGGUGGGCGGAGUCACAGAGGAGGACCUGGGCUGUUACACCUGUCAGGCGACCAGUGAGGCGGGAAGCCGUCAGGUUACCGUGGAGAUCCUUCUGGAAGAAAACUUCGGGAAGCCAUCCAUCCUGCCGUCCUGGAGGAGAUCAGGGUCCCGCUCCUCAGCGAUGGAGAACCGGACCAGCAUCUGGAGCGAGAGUCCACCGAAGUUCAUCUCCAAGCCCAGCAGAGUUCUGGUCAGACUCGGACAGAGUGGGAAGUUCUCCACCAAGGCCACCGGACGGCCGCAGCCGCAGGUCACAUGGUACAAGGGGGAGGCGGAGCUUCAGUCUUCUGGUCGGAUCAGCGUGUUCGAACUUUCUGGUCGUCACUUCCUGGAGAUAAAGGAAGUCCAGGCGGAGGAUGCAGGAAGUUACACGUGUUCAGUCACCAACAGCGCCGGAGCGGCCACCGCCAGCGCAGAGCUUAUAGUUCAGGGUGUUCCUGAAGCCUCGUCCAGCGUUCAUCCGUCUGAGGAGCCAUCAGCCAUUAAACCAGUAGAGGGMAGCAUUUCUCCCAGUCCUGGCAGGUCGACUGGAGACCAGCAACGGGGAGAAACUGCAUCCCGGAGGAGCAAACCCCCUGUAGAGCUCCCUCAUGUGGCUGGAAAGAGUACUGCUGCCGCUCAGGUUCGGUCCAGUCGAGUGGAUCCGGUUCAAUCAAUCAAAGUGGCGCCAUCUCCGUCCAGCUGCAGCAGAGCUUUGAGGAAAUCCACAUCAGGUUCUGGUCUGCGGUUUGARGCGGUUCCUCUGGACCAGGAGGCCACAGAGGGAACCCAGGUCACAUUCACCUGCCAAGUCUCUUCUGUUGCUGACGCCAUGGUAACGUGGCUCAGAGACGGGAACCCAGUGAGGACCGGUCCAGGACUUCAGCAGAGACGGGACGGGACUCGUCUGAUUCUCACCAUGGACAGAGUGACGCAGCUGGACAACGGGACGUUYGGGUGUCGGCUCACCACUCCUGAGGGACUCAGCGUUGCCUCGGCAACAUGGAUGCUGCGCAUCAAUCGUGCGUCCAGGUGUCCGGUGUUCCUUAGUGAGCUGCAGGACUGCAGCGUGUCAGAGGGUSAGUCCUUCAGCCUGCAGGUCUGUGUGGAGGGAAAACCUGAUCCCAACGUCAGCUGGCAGCUCAACGGUCGUCCUCUUCCUCCCAGGACUCGGUCCUCACGUGUUGGGGGCGUGGCCAAGCUGAUGGCCCAGAAUGCAUCACGCCACGAUGGCGGCGUCUACGUGUGUGUGGCGGAGAAUGUCCACGGCCGAGCAGAGACCAGUGCUCGGGUUCAGGUCAAAGGUGAGCCUCCUCCUCUGGUGAUGUGGCUCCAUGACGGGCAGGAGGUCUCGGAGUCGGAGGACUUCCACCUCCUCAGGGAGGAGAACCGCUACACUCUGCUGAUCCAGGAGGUUUUCCCAGAAGACACUGGRGUCUACAGCUGCCGGGCCUGGAACCAGUACGGAGAGGACCGGACCCAGGCCCRGCUCACCGUGGAAGAACCUCAGGACGGCGUCCAGCCCUGGUUCAUCACAAAACCCAAAGCGGUGAGCGCCGUCACUGGUCAACACGUCCUGCUGUCCUGUGCCAUCGCCGGAGACCCGUUCCCCCAGUACACAUGGACCAGAGCGGACCAGAACCGAGCCUUGAGCUCCGGAGGAGACUACGAACUGCUGCAGAAGGAGGACGUCGUCUCGCUGCUCAUCAGACGGGUCAGAAAGCAUCACGCAGGAGACUUCCUGAUCACCCUGAGGAAUAAAGUGGGAGAAUGCAGCGCUGUGGCUCAACUGUCUGUCACUGAAGGAGAACCUGAAGGAGGAGACAGAAGGACCGCAGCAGCCAGAGGAAGACCAGGAGGAGGAGGAGAAGGCAGGAGGGUCAGUCUGCAGAGGCAGGAGGCUGGUGAGGAGGAGGAGAAGAAGAAGGAGGAAGAGGAGGAUCCCCGAGGACUCCUCAAGCGCAGCGUGGAAACGAGGGAACGGCGUGAAGAGGAGCUUCGACAGAGGGAGGCGCAGCAGCUGGACUUUCGCUCGCUGCUGGGACGCCGAGCUUUCCCCCCCGACGGCGACACCGACACCCAGCAGAUGGAUUUUAAGGCCAACCUCCGGGGCGUCAAAGGCAAGGCGGAGGAGAAGRCCAACUCCCCGCAGCAGGUGGACUUCAGGAGCGUCCUGGGGAAGAAGGGCGCCGCCGGCAGCAACGGCAACAAGCCGGCCGAAACGCCUCCGAAGAACGCCGGAGACUUCCGCUCCGUCCUCGCCAACAAGAAGAAGACAACGCCGGCGGCRACCCCCGAGAAGAACGGAGAGAAGGUGAACAACUGCGUGGAUGGAGGGAUUCACGACCAGAAGAACGAAGGAGGAGGAGGUGAAGGUGGAGGAGGAGGGAUGGUGCCGGAGUUCGUGGAGAAGCUGAAGGACGCGACGGUGCUGGAUGGUCAGCGGCUCCGGCUGGAGUGUCGCCUCGCCUCCGCCGCCACUGCUGAUGUCACCGUCACCUGGACGCUGGAUGGAAAAACCGUCAAACCGUCCAAGUUCAUCAUCCUCGCCAACGAAGGCGGCCUCUGCUCUCUGACCAUCGACAAAGCUCUGCCGGAGGACGAAGGCCAGUACAAGUGCAGGGCUGAGAACUCGGCCGGCAGAGCGGAGUGUUCCUGUAUGGUUCUAGUCGACGGUGAAGCCAGAAUAAAGAAGCCAACUCCAAAGACUCCUCCCAAACAAGCUUUGCCUCCUCAGAUCCUGCAGUUCCCAGAAGACAUGAAGAUCCUGGCAGGAGAAAAGGUGGAGAUCCUCUGCAAAUACUCCGGCGCUCCACCCAUCACCUGCACCUGGCUGAAGUUCAGGAAACCGAUCCAGGAGGGAUCCUCGGACGUCUCCAUAGAGAGCACAGACAGCAGCAGUAAGCUGACCAUCAGCAGCGGGCAGCAGGAGCACUGCGGCUGCUACACCGUGGAGCUGAGGAACAGCUACGGCCUCCGACAGGCCGCACUCAACCUCACCAUCGUUGACAAACCCGACCCCCCAGCAAAGGUCCCUGCGACCUCUGACAUCCGGCGCUCCAGCCUGACCCUGUCGUGGUACGGGCCGACCUAUGAUGGCGGCAGCGCCGUGCAGACCUACCACCUGGAGAUCUGGGACUCCGUGGACCAGCAGUGGAAGCAGCUGGUGUCCUGCAACAGCACCUCCUACAACAUCCAGAACCUUCUUCCAGAACGACAGUACAAGUUUCGAAUUCGAGCUCAGAACAUUUACGGCAUCGGAGAGCCGAGCGCCGAGUCUGAAGCCGUAACAAUGGGCCUGGUGGACGACGAUAACCAGGAUGAUGCUGAGGCAGAGGAGGAGGAUGAAGAUUUAGAAAAAGAGCCAGAGUACCGAGAYGUGACCAUCAAAACCGAUGUGAAGGUGAAGGAGUUUUACGACGUGGARGAGCGGCUGGGAACGGGGAAGUUCGGUCAAGUCUUCAAGCUGAUGGAGAAAUCCACCAAGAAGGUUUGGGCUGGGAAGUUUAUCAAGGCGUAUUCRGCCAAAGACAAGGAGAACGUCCGGCAGGAAAUCAGCAUCAUGAACUCCCUGCAUCACCCCAAACUGGUCCAGUGUGUCGACGCCUUCGAGGGAAAGUCCGACAUCGUCAUGGUGCUGGAGAUGAUCUCUGGCGGCGAACUCUUUGAGCGGAUCAUCGAUGAGGACUUUGAGCUGACGGAGAGAGAGGUSAUUAAAUACAUGCUGCAGAUCAUYGACGGCGUCAACUUCAUCCACAAACAGGGGAUCGUCCACCUYGACCUCAAACCRGAGAACAUCAUGUGUGUCAACAAAACCGGCAGCAAGAUCAAACUCAUCGACUUCGGCCUCGCCCGCCGGCUCGCAAACGCUGGAACUCUGAAGGUUUUGUUUGGGACUCCAGAGUUUGUGGCUCCYGAAGUGAUAAAUUAUGAAGCCAUCAGUUACCCGACAGACAUGUGGAGUAUAGGAGUCAUCUGUUACAUCCUGCUGAGCGGUCUCUCUCCCUUCAUGGGCGACAACGACAACGAGACUCUGGCCAAUGUUACCUCGGCAACCUGGGACUUUGAGGACGAGGCCUUCGAUGAAAUCUCUGAAAAUGCCAAAGACUUCAUCACCAACCUGCUGAAAAAAGACAUGAAGGCUCGGCUGUCCUGCCCUCAGUGUUUUGAACACCCCUGGCUGAAACAGGACACCAACACCAUGAAGACCACCAAGCUGUCCAAGGAGAGGAUGAAGAAAUACAUCCUGAGGAGAAAGUGGCAGAAAACGGGUCAUGCUGUUCGAGCGAUUGGCAGACUCUCAUCCAUGGCCAUGAUGGCUGGAGUUAGUGCCAAGAAAGGCUCGCCCACUGAAGAGGAUAAUCAGUUCCUGGAGUGUUUGGAGUACGAACAGAAGACUGAAAGUAAACCCACUUUCACCUCAGUCAUUAAAGACGUGGAGGUGGUGGAAGGCAGYGCCGCUCGCUUCGACUGCAAGAUAGAAGGAUACCCUGACCCUGAGGUGGUUUGGUACAAAGACGACCAGCCAAUCAAAGAGACCCGACAUUUCCAGAUCGACUACGAUGAASAAGGAAACUGCAGUUUGAUCAUUUCAGAGGUUUCAGGUGACGACGAUGCCAAGUACAUGGUGAAGGCCGUCAACAGUCUGGGCGAGGCGACGUGCACAGCAGAUCUGCUGGUGGAGGUGAUGGCUGGAGAGGAUGAGGAGGAGGAAGAGGAGGAAGAAUAACGAUUCCURUUGGAUGUUACGGAGGCCUGCUGCUCCUCAGCCCGUCAGAAAAUUCACCCACAGUAACAGUUGGGGGUUGGAGGCACGGGUGGGCGGAGUUUCUCAUUCCUGAAUCUGAGCAUGUGCAGAGCUGCAGCCGAUUCGCUCUGAUUGGUCGGUUGAUGUGUGACGAUCUUAAAGCACAUCUAGCUCCAGGUGAUGGUAAGGCCCUGAUUACAACAGGAAGUAGAGCGUAAAAAACUGAAACAUGCUAACUUUUUUUCCCAUAUUUAAACCAAAAUGUCUUUUUCACAAAACAAUCUCCUAUAUUUUGCUUUAACACUCUGUUUUUUAGGGUGUUUUCACACGAUAGGUAGACUCAGUUCAAUUUGGAACCAAAAUUGCAACAUUUGUUUCAUUCUCAGGCGGUGCGGAUCACUGUGUCAAACAAACUGAAAUAAUUUAAAAAGCUGUUCCCCUCCUAGCCUGUGGGGGUGCUGCAACAAUAACUACUGAAGGGAAUGGCACAAAAACCUCUGAAGAAGACGGGAGUGCAACUUCCUUCUUCAGAAAAUGUAAACAAAUGAAGCAGCAUCACAUUUUAGCAGUUGUAGGAUUUCUCUUCAGUCUUCAACAAAAAAACUACGAGCCAUUUCUCCCAGUAGCAGUAAACUCUUGCCCUUGUUUUGGUUGUAUUUACCCAGAAUUCCCCGCGUCUGCUUCCUGCUUUUUUUAAACUGUCUCCAGUAAGUUUGGCCUUUACAUAUACAUUCAAACCGCACCAGAGUUCACUUCAACCAAACCGAGACCGAGGUUUGUAGACKGACCAGCAUUCGCUUUUUAGUUUGAUUCACAUUCACAUCUCCCCAAACGAACCAGACUUUCCAGACAAAUGAGCUAGAGUUUGAUUGAAGUGGACUAAACAGGGUUGGUGUGAAUGCACCAAACGGUUCAUCCCUGCAGCUUCCUGUGUUAGACUCCGCCCACCUGAUKCCCCAUCUCAUCUGAGGUCACAUGGGUUGAACUGUCUUCCUGUGAACAGCAGCUCCUCCAAAAUAACCACACAGACACUUCCUGUCGUUUCACAUGAAGAUCAACCAUAAAAAGUUCCUCAUUUUACAAGAUUCACAUUUUAAAAGCAUCAAAUAUCUUUCUCACAUGGACUCUGGAGGUUCCUCCAACAGGCUCCUUCCUGCCUCAGGAGUUUGCUUUCAUACGAUUGGUCCGUUUAUGGAAGAUGUGAUGUCACUGAACUUUAACCUGUACAUGUUUAAUUCAUAAUGCCUCACUUUGUCCCUGUUUGAUUUGAAAACAACGUUCCGAAGCAUGAGGAAAAGCAUGUUUGCCAACACUUUAAGUUUAACCUUUUUGUCUGAUCCAAGUGCAGAAGGGGACUGAGUGAAGAUGGCCGCCCCGCCGUCUUUCAAUUAAACAUAAUUGGUGWCGAACGUUUAGUAUCUUUAAAAUGACAGCAGMACAAAUGAAGAGCAUUUGACACCACUUUUGUUUUAUUUGAAGAAGGUGUGGAGGCCAUCUUUACUGAGGUCAGGAGAACUUCACCAUGUCUGUGCCUUAAAGCUGCGCUGAGCCCAGUCUGAACUCGAGGUUCUGCAGUCAUCACAUUUGUUCUUUGUCUUCUGCAACUGAGCUGCUCCUGUUGAUAUCCGACAAUCCAGCUUCGCUCUUUAUCUUCACUUCGUGUUUCAGCUGCAGGUUUACGAAGCUUCAGUCACGUUUGGCCUCCUGCUGUGAGCCUUAAAGCGUCACCCUGAGUCACACUCAGAGUUUCUCCGUCACGCUGUAGGACGAUUUUCUUCCCCUGUGGCCUUAAAAGCUGUUCAUGAAUCAGGAAAAGUGUCACGUAGGAGCYGAUUAAAUGUUUUAUUGGAUUGCUGUGAAGUCUCUGUGUGGCGGCAGAAACUCUGGGUGAAAGUCACAUUCCAGCUGUUUGUGUUUGAACCUUUACAUGAAAUCUGAUUCCUCUUAAAAAUCAGACACCAAAGAUGUUUUUGUUUUUUCUGCUAACUCACAGGCGUGUUUGUGUGCGUGUGUAUGCGUGUGUGAGUGUUUCCUCUGCAGUUUUCAUCCGGUUUGUGUGUUUGGAGUCUGUUUUUUGUUAUUUAAUGCACAGAUUUUUAAUUAUAUGAUAAUUCUUCCAGAAGGUGUUGCAGCACUUCAUUUCCCUGCCUAUUAAAGCAGAGGUGGACUCACUCUUUGUUUUGUUUUUGUAUUAGAUGUAUGUAGAUUUAAUUACUUUAAUUUUUAUAAGAAAUAUACCAGUUUGAUGAACUGUAUGAGAACACUACGACUGUAGUUACUCACAGAAAAYAAAUAAAUUUUUAUCACU